Caenorhabditis bovis is the source of this 1377-nucleotide messenger RNA. The record is from the annotation of a GenBank genome assembly. NCBI's taxonomy places the organism in Eukaryota, Metazoa, Nematoda, Chromadorea, Rhabditida, Rhabditidae.
AUGAGCGGCAGACAUCCAUUGAUCAGCACGGCGCCGGCGAAUUCGAGAUAUGUGAGCAAAGAGCGAAAACGAUUCAUAGUUUUAUCCAUUUUCGACACAUCAAUAACCAUUUUAUUGUGGCUCUUGUGCACUGUGACUCGCGAUGAUGAUUGGGACAAAGUAUUCUGGAACGAGAUCAACAUUCUCAAUCCGAAAUUCAUUCGCGUCUCAUUGUUUGACAUCGUGAUGCUCGCCACACUCCGAAUGCUCAUAUUAGUCAUCAUCUAUGGUGUGUGUCUUGUCAAACAAUGGUAUAUUGUCGCGUUGACGACACUCGCCACUAGUGCUUAUACUCUCGUCAAGGUUUUGCUCUAUUUCAGCCAUUCGCAAAGCGGCGUUCCUCCACUUCUCCUGAUUAUCACUUCAUUCACACUGAGCUGGUGCGAGUUUUAUUUGAUGCCGUUUCAAAUAUUACCGAGAGAACGUCAGAUUCUAAGACAUGCUCGAUAUGAAGGCGUCGAUAAUUCUGAUAUUUCAAGCGAUGAGGAACGCCAAACAACAUCGCGCAUGUCGCAAGCUCGUUCUCGUCGCCGAGCCGCACCUCACAAUCAUUCGGACGCUUAUGUCACCGCUCAACAAAUCUUCGUCGCUUCCGACUACGACGAAUUCCGAAGUGCCGUCGAGUUCUCAUCGGACGAGGAAGCGCGAUGUCGAUUGAGAGUUCCGCCGGAAACGAAGCGAAUCUUCGAGAUUGCGCUUCGCAGUUGCACCGAUGAGGUCGAAGAGCUCCUACGCGACUCGAGGCUCGGCGGAUGGAAGGCGCUGAGGGAUGACGGCUCGAUAAUCGUGCUUCAAGGUCCCGACAGCUACUAUUUGGUGCAGGCCGAUUUUGCUGAUGUCAAAGCACUUGUGCUGUUCAAUAUCGCAUGGAAGGACAUGCUCCGAUGGAAUACCCAAGUCAUCGAGGGAAAAGUGAUCGCAUUGCUCGACCAGGAGACCGAUUUGUACUAUUCGGUGUCGGCGCCAGCGAUGCGCGGCUACAUCGCCUCGCGCGAUUUCCUCGAUCUUCGCAAAAUCCGAUUGGACCAAUCGGCCGACACCUAUUCGGGCUAUUUCGUGUCGGUCGAGUCGAAUUUGUGCCCGAAGAGCGGCGAUCAAAAUGUGGUUCGCGGUCACAAUUAUCCAUCGCUCAUUCGGACAAUCGCGAUCGACGGCGGAAAAUCGUCGAGAUUCGAAUGGCUUAUGAAGACCGACCUGAAAGGUGGCCUUCCAAAGCGUCUCAUUCAUUCGGGAAUGGUCAACUAUUUUUGCGAGCACGUGAAACGAAUGAGAGAAUUCGCCGACAACAAUUAUAAGUGUCCGACGAUUGCCGAAGAGCAAAAUGUGGAAGAAGCUUAA